UUCAAUAUUUUCUGUAUUUUAGCGUUAAUUUGGAGGAGGAUAACUUUCUCACUCCUUCAAGAUUUCUAGCUUUGUAAUAUACAAUAACCAGCCAAGUAAACAAUGAAGAGUUGAAUAGAGUGUAAGAGUUCAUUUCUUGUUCACGAGAGUUAAAGAAACUAUGCUUGAAGAAAGUUAUACCUGAGUUUCCAAUUGAUGCCCACUAUAUACAUUUGUAAACAUAAACAGCACAGAUAAACAAUGUCUGCAACCCGAUCACUUACAUCAUCAAGGAAAAAGAAGUCAUCACAGCCAUUCUAUAACACCUCUGGCAUCACAACUAGUGCCAAGAUAAUUGAAGAAGCCCGUCGCUCUGUCCGAGGAGCCCUACCCACCGACCGACCAUUCACUCCUGCCGAGCCAGGUAGAAUCUUGUUCGGAGGUCCGACCAGUCUCAGUCGUCCACCGUCUGUAUACAGUAUCGGAGCACGCCACUUUUCUGAUGAGAGGCGGCCAAGUACCAGUCAGAAGUUGGCCCCCAUUGAGCAAACUGCCCUAGAAGAUGGAUCAUUUAAGAUCUCAAGAAGCAAAGUCUACCCAACUCCCCCCACUCCAGUUCAGUCCUUCUUUGAUCUCUCGUCCUCUUCCACCGACCUCAUCGAGAGUACAGCUAGUCACAGGUCCUUCCAUACUGAGCAUACACUCGACAGUGCAUCUAAAACCAGCAUAACAUCCACCGAUUCGAGCACAACUGAGUUGAAACAAAGUCAGUCCUCUCCGAAACUUAGUAAGAGGUCUCGUUCUGCCGGUGCUGGCAAGAGAGUUCUCUCAGGGGGAUCGGUACGUUCACAAGAUGGAGGGAGGAUUGUCUCGGCGGAAGAAAGAAAGGGGAGGACAAGAAACAGAGACAAGCCUCCUACAGAAGUUGCAAAUCCGUCAGAAAGAAGGUCUAGUAGAACUUCGAAACAGUCAUCUCGAAAAUCGUCAGUGAGCAAUGUAGAGUUGCCAGUCUGGGACUCAGAAAUCCUACCCCUUCUCAAGAGACUGGACGCCACAUCUUACGAGAGCACCACUGAGCUGUGUGAAACCUGUGAUCUUAUUUGGUCUAGUUUAUCGACACACUCGCUCCUGGGUAGGACUGGUGGUCUGGGUGGAACCAAAAGGCGCGGGAAUGUGUUGCGUACUGUCUUCAGACUUCUUGAUCACAAGAACCCACACGUGCUGCUCAAAGUUUCAAGAAUUAUUCUUGCUAUGAAAGUGACCUCAAAGAACUUGCUGAACGUGUGCAAACUUCUGUUUGCGAUUGCCAAAAGUGACAAGAAUGAUGAUAUAUUCAAGCAAGAACACAUUUGUGGUCCGUUAGUGGAGCUGCUCUCUACAGCUGAGCCUGGCUCUGACCCUGAGGCCCUGGUGUACGGUCUGGGCACUGUCAAACUACUGGCCAGCAACUCUGGUUUGAGAGAGGAGCUGGGGAAGGCUGGAGUCAUGAAGCUGCUGGCUAGUACGCUGCAGAGUUGCACCGAGAGCUUGCAAAGUGUAGACAAGAAGCUAGUUAGGAACAUACUGGUUCAGUUAACUGGAGGCCUGAGGAACUUGUCUGAUGCCGUGGAUCAGAAAGAACAGUUCUUGUCCAACUCUGUGAUACCACGACUGGUCACUGUCAUUGGUAACCACACCUCUGACGUCGAGAUAGUCUUCAACAUCUCCCGACUGUUUAGCAAGCUGACAAUCCAAUCAGAGUAUCAGAUGGCUGUGAUGCAGUGCUCCUCGCUACUACCACUUCUCUUGCAGGCUCUCACCGUCCAUUCCUCUCAUGCAGAGAUAACAGUGCGGGUAUGUUUCAUCCUGGGCAACCUGGUUGGUGAUGACCCAGUUGCUAGAGAGAUGGUCUUCUUCCGUUAUUCUGCACUCUCCGUACUCAACCCUGUCUUUUACAACCAUCUCAGUUCACUGUUGCAGGAGGUUGACCCUCCAGUCUCUUCGUCUGGGACCAGUACUGCUAAGAACACAACAUAUGAUGUUUUGGUUAAGUUGGUUCGUCUUGUGGCUAACCUCUCAGUACACCCAGAGGCGGGGCCUGCCAUUGCUCAGGACAAGGACACAGUGGAUCACCUCUUCUGCAUACUAGGUAUUGUCUCCCUGUCUGAGCACGAAGAGUUGAUACUGAACACUCUGGCUACCCUCAACAACCUCACCUAUUACUCUGGCCCAGACUCCUGCAUUGCACAGAGACAAACUGAACUGGCUGAGUUGCUCCUGAAGGUGAUACUGGUGGACAACAGUGAUGGGCUUCUGGAAUGUACCAGAGUCUACGGUAACUUAUCGAGGUACCCUGGAGUCAGGAAGAUCAUCGUGGACAAUAAAGUUGAUGAAAUUAUGGUUGCACUUUUGGACUCUGACCGACGAGAGAUGAUCUACUGUGCGUGUGGAGUAUUGGUCAAUAUCAUGGCCGACAGUCAGUACAGAGACACUUUCUCUGGCAAUGGAGGAAUCAGAAAGUUGAUUGAAGUACUCCAUGACUUUGGGAACAGUGACUGGCAGCUGGCUACUCUUGUGUGCAAGAUACUCUGGAACUACAGUGAGAGCAUUUCCACCAAUUCCCUGUGUUUUGGAGAAGAGGAAACAUCUCAGUUGGUCCAGCUCUUGGAGAGCUACUCCAGUGAAUCGUGUGUAUUGAGUUACCCUCCGGACACAGAUGACUCUACCAAGCAACUCCUCUCUCUAGCUUGGCACAGUGAAUUCCUUCCAAUCUCAAAUGGCCUCCUCAUUCGUUUACAAACUCACUCCACUCUGUUAGAACCUUUAUCACCCGAGGACUAUCACAUGUCAGAAAGAUAGGAUUCUACUAGCCUAUUAUUUUAUAGAGCAUUUUUUUUUUUAUUCCUUCCCCACAGUUUGUGUUCCUAUAACAGGUAUAAUGUAUGUGGUUGUGUCUUUCUAUAAUUAUGAUGACUCAAA
This is a messenger RNA of Halichondria panicea, 2937 nucleotides long. Its product is annotated as armadillo repeat-containing protein 2-like. Gene Ontology annotation, biological process: cilium organization. The record is from RefSeq and is a predicted model, not a curated record. The coding region runs from base 241 to 2817 and encodes 858 amino acids. Gene Ontology annotation, molecular function: protein binding. The transcript has 15 exons. NCBI's taxonomy places the organism in Eukaryota, Metazoa, Porifera, Demospongiae, Suberitida, Halichondriidae.